UUAUCUUAACGUUGCUACGAGAGAGCAGGCGGAGAGGAACGGCAUCUAAAAAACCGACUUGGAAAAACUACUUAGCGAGCCCCUAGUCUCGGCCUUGAGGGGGCACCAGCAUGAGUCAGAAGUUGCCGGAGUCUGAAAGAGACUCUGCUCAGGAUGCGUCUGACUUUAACUGGGACGAAUACCUGGAGGAGACUGGAGCCGUGUCGGUGCCGCACCACGCCUUCAAACAUGUGGACCAGGGCCUGCAGACCGGCCUGGCUCCGGGCAUGAAGCUGGAGGUGUGUGUGCGCUCCGAGGCCGACAGCCCGUACUGGGUGGCCAACAUCAUCACCACAUGUGGCCAGCUGCUGCUGCUGCGUUACGAGGGGUACCAGGAUGAACGGCGUGCCGACUUCUGGUGUGACCUGAUGACGGCAGACCUCCACCCGCUGGGAUGGAGCCGCCAGCACGGGAAGACAAUGAAGGCCCCCGAGGGUGUGCGUGAGAAGCACCAGGACUGGGAGGCUCUGCUGGAGAAGGCCCUCGCUGAGGAGUGCAGCGUGCCCGCUAACCUGCUGGAACUGCCGCAGCGGGGCAGGGACCCGGUGGAGCUGCUGUGUGCCGGCUGCUACGUGGAGAUCCAGGACGGUGCUGACCCGGGGUCAGCCUGGGCUGCUGAGGUGGAGGAGAACGUUGGAGGAAGGCUGAAGUUGCGUCUGGUAGGAACCGAGGGCCUCCCGGACACACCCACAACCCUCUGGCUCUUUUACCUCCACCCACGCCUCCACCCACCCGGCUGGGCCAAAGAGCACGGCUGCACCCUCAGGCCUCCCUCAGACUUGUUGGCCCUGCGGACAGAAGCAGAGUGGGAGGAGGUGCGACAGAGGAUCAGCGACCUGCCUCAGGACGAAGCUCUGACUGCAGAGCUCAGUAAGGAUCAGCCUGCCAUCGCCGCCCAUUGUUUCAAAGAAGGAAUGAAACUGGAGGCUGUUGAGCCGGCUGCUCCCAUUUCCAUCAAGCCUGCCACUGUCACCAAGGUGUUCAAUGAGCAGUACUUCCUGGUGAAGAUGGACGACCUCUGUGGCAUUGAGGAGUCAGACGGUGCCGCUGGAAGGUCCUUCCUGUGUCACAGAGACAGUCCUGGGAUCUUCCCUACUCAGUGGUGCCUUAAAAAUGGAGUCACUCUCAGCCCCCCUCCAGGACACCAGGGUCCGGACUUUGACUGGGCGGAUUACCUGAAACAGUGCGAGGCUGAGGCAGCUCCUCAACACUGCUUUCCAACUGAACAGUGCGACCACAGCUUCAAAGAGGCCAUGAAACUGGAGGCUGUCAACCUGCUGUCCCCUGAGAACAUUCACGUGGUGACUGUCACCAGGGUCAAAGGGCAGUACAUCUGGCUCAGCCUGGAAGGACUUAAGCAGCCUAUGCCCGAGCUGAUAGUUCAUGUGGACUCCAUGGACCUCUUCCCCGUCAGCUGGUGCGAGACUAACGGCUACCCACUCGUCUUCCCCAUCAAACCUCAAGUUGAAAAAGACAGGAAGAUUGCUGUGGUGCAGCCAGAGAAACAUCGAUUUCCACCUAAGUCAACAUCACCUGACGUCAAGCAGCACAUGGGCUACAAUUCAGAGACAGGACAGGGGAACGGGAAAUACACCUGCCCCAAGAUCUACUUCAACCACCGCUGUUUCUCUGGGCCGUACCUCAACAAGGGACGCAUUGCAGAGCUUCCUCAGUUCAUUGGGCCUGGAAACUGUGUCCUGGUGCUCAAAGAGGUACUUACUCUGCUGAUAAACUCGGCAUACAAGCCCAGCCGGGUGCUGAGGGAGCUGCAGCUGGACCAGGAGAGCCGCUGGCAGGGCCAUGGAGAGACACUCAAAGCAAAGUACAAGGGGAAGAGUUACCGGGCCACUGUGGAAAUAGUCCGCACUGCAGACCGUGUGGCAGACUUCUGCAGGAAAACAUGCAUCAAGCUCGAGUGCUGCCCGAACCUGUUCGGACCUCGCAUGGUUCUGGAGCGCUGCUCAGAAAACUGCUCUGUCCUCACCAAGACCAAAUACAGUAGGUGGUUUACAGAACUACACCCUGCAGGUUGUGGAGAGGUCUCUUUUCUAUCAGAGCAGACUAUGAACAUAACCUCUAAUUGCUUUAAUGACUUAGUACUCUCUAUAUUUGCUUGUCAGCCGUGA
This is a messenger RNA of Notothenia coriiceps (black rockcod), 2165 nucleotides long. RefSeq names its product Scm like with four mbt domains 1 (gene sfmbt1). Gene Ontology annotation, molecular function: chromatin binding; histone binding. The coding region runs from base 111 to 2165 and encodes 684 amino acids. Gene Ontology annotation, cellular component: nucleus. The transcript has 17 exons. Gene Ontology annotation, biological process: negative regulation of DNA-templated transcription. NCBI's taxonomy places the organism in Eukaryota, Metazoa, Chordata, Actinopteri, Perciformes, Nototheniidae. The record is from RefSeq and is a predicted model, not a curated record.